Molecule: messenger RNA, 442 nt
Organism: Cetraspora pellucida
Lineage: Eukaryota; Fungi; Glomeromycota; Glomeromycetes; Diversisporales; Gigasporaceae
Source: the annotation of a GenBank genome assembly
AUGUUAGGUUUAGAUGCUGCUGGUAAAACAACUAUCUUAUAUAAAUUAAAACUUAAUCAAUCUGUGACGACGAUUCCCACUGUUGGUUUUAAUGUUGAAACAGUAACAUAUAAAAAUGUUAAAUUCAACGUUUGGGAUGUUGGUGGACAAGAUAAAAUUCGUCCACUUUGGCGCCAUUACUAUACAGGUACUCAAGGACUUAUAUUCGUAAUUGAUUCACAGGAUCGUGACAGAAUAGAUGAGGCACGUCAGGAAUUGCAUAGAAUUAUUUCAGAUCGUGAAAUGAGAGACUGUUUACUAUUAAUAUUUGCCAAUAAACAAGAUUUACCAGGCGCAAUGUCUCCUGCAGAAGUCACCGAAAAACUUAAUCUACAUCAUAUGCGCGAUCGGGCUUGGUACGUUCAUCCCUCUUGCGCUACUACAGGAGAAGGGUUAUUUGAAG